CCAAACUACCGAAAGUCCUAAAAACCCGAAUCCCGGACAAACUUCCACCAUUUCCCAAACAGACCUUCUCUCUCAAACGCACCCAAUCAAAAACCCAAAACCCUCAGGAGAUUCAAAGCUUAAACCCCCGACGUUAACAAUAAACAAUGUCAUCCUCGUUGAUUUCUCGUCGUGUGAUUUCGGCGAUUAUAUCGAAUUCCGGUAAGAAAUGUAAUAAUCGGAGAUUUCUUUGCUCCGGCGUGUUUUCGAGCCCGCCGAAGGAGUCGAUCAGUUCGUCGCAGACUGUUCUCUCCGACUCCCCUCCACCUCCGCUGGCACCGGAGGUUUCACCUUCUGCUGCUUCGAGUUCCAAAUGGGGAAAAGCGUGGACCAUUUUAAAGACCGGAAUCAUUACCACUCUUACGGGGGCCACUGCUGCAGCCGGUUAUGCAACUUAUGCUUACACAUUGGAUGAACUAGAUGAGAAGACUAAGAGGCUGAGGGAGCCGGCAAACCAAACCCUUGGAGAUGAUGCAUCUGCCAUUGAUAAAUUUCAGACUUUGCUAUCCUCGACUGCAAAGACAGUUCCUGCUAAAGCAAUUGAAUUUUACUUGGAUCUGAGGAGGGCAUUGGAAGAACAAGUUCGAGGUUAUACUGAACCAACUUCUGAAAAGCUUCUUCCAGAUUUGCAUCCUGCCGAACAACAUGUUUUUACGCUUGUUCUAGAUCUAAAUGAGACAUUACUUUAUAGCGAUUGGAAGCGUGAAAGAGGCUGGCGAACAUUCAAAAGACCUGGAGUUGAGGCAUUCCUGGAACAUAUGGCCAAGUUUUACGAAAUUGUCGUGUACUCUGACCAGCUUAACAUGUAUGUUGAUCCUGUUCUUGAAAGGUUGGAUAAGAACCAUUGUAUACGCUAUCGUCUAUCAAGGGCUGCUACAAAGUAUGUGGAUGGCACACACUACAGGGAUCUUUCAAAGCUUAACAGAGAUCCAAGAAAGAUUAUAUAUGUAAGUGGCCAUGCACUGGAAAGUAGCCUUCAGCCCGAGAACUGUGUACCAAUAAAGCCUUACAAGCUUGAGGGAGAUGAUACAGCACUUUUGGAUCUUAUUCCGUUUCUUGAAUAUGUUGCUCGCAGUAGCCCUCCUGAUAUCAGAAAAGUUUUAGAAUCAUAUCAAGGGAAAGACAUUUCGAAAGAGUUCAUUGAGAGAUCCAAGGACUACCAGAGGAGAAUGCAAGAACAAAGACAGCAAGGUCGUCUGUGGCGUCGGUGAUGUUGGAUUAUUAUAACACGCAUUUUAUCCGAGUUCUGGGAAAGAAGUAGUUUGCCCAAAACGUGCAAAAGCUAGUUGAAGUUGAAAGAUGUGCUACUUAUCUUGCCUGAGGAAAUCAUUUACCAAUUAAGAGUAGACAAUUAGCGGAUUUACGAUCUUUGUUCGGAGAGGGCAAACCUAUGUCGCGAGAUAUGAUAGUGAUGUUAACUUCUGUUUGAACCAAUUGAAACGAUAUAACUAGAGGAGGAAGAAAGAAUAGGAAACUUUUGUAGUGUUCUUUGAUCUUUAAUUCUUUUGCAAUAGUUUUGAAUUUGAUUAUUUAUCCUUUUUUAUGUAUGAAAUUCUGAUACUCUUGCAUCAAACACGCAAAUGAUGUAUCAGUCACGAGGUUUUGGUCAA
Molecule: messenger RNA, 1649 nt
Organism: Tripterygium wilfordii
Lineage: Eukaryota; Viridiplantae; Streptophyta; Magnoliopsida; Celastrales; Celastraceae
Product: mitochondrial import inner membrane translocase subunit TIM50-like
Exons: 10
Coding region: 147-1250 (367 amino acids)
Molecular function (GO): phosphoprotein phosphatase activity
Source: RefSeq, a predicted model, not a curated record